This is a messenger RNA of Carassius auratus (goldfish), 961 nucleotides long. Its product is annotated as fibroblast growth factor 23-like. Gene Ontology annotation, molecular function: growth factor activity. The record is from RefSeq and is a predicted model, not a curated record. Bases 43 to 819 code for a protein of 258 amino acids. NCBI's taxonomy places the organism in Eukaryota, Metazoa, Chordata, Actinopteri, Cypriniformes, Cyprinidae. The transcript has 3 exons.
UGCACGCUGCUUUUACGCAUUGAUACUUUGCGCUCUGUGAAGAUGCGUUGCGCACUUUCCAAACUGCACAUGCUGCGCUCUUCUGUCCUUGCGCUGUGGAUCGCGGCUCUCCAGGGAUUCAGACCUGCGGAUGCUGCCCCUAACCCCUCUCCCCUCCUGGGCUCCAAUUGGGGGAACCCGCGGAGGUACAUCCACCUUCAGACCACUUCGGACUUAAACAACUUCUAUUUAGAGAUCAGCCUGAAUGGACACGUGCGCAAAACUACAAACCGGGGGUCCUACAGUGUCAUUUUAUUGAAAUCAGAGAGCAGAGACCGUCUGGCAAUAUUUGGAGUGAAAAGUAACCGAUUUUUGUGCAUGGAUGCAGGAGGAACUCUUUUCACUUCUACGGUUUGUAAUAAGGAAGACUGUCUUUUUCACCACAAACUUUUGGAAAACCAUCGUGACGUGUAUUACUCCACUAAGCAUGGCAUACUGCUUAACCUGGAUGGGGUGAAACAGGUGUUCAUAGCAGGACAAAACCUCCCCCAGUCGUCUCUCUUCUUAUCCGAGAAGAACAGUGUUCCACUGGAGCGCCUGCAGCACCGGGAGAGGAGGAACCGGCAGGUGAACCCAUCAGACCCGCUGAACGCGCUCCGGAACGGAGAGGCGUCGGACUCCAGAGCUGCUCAGGAGGACGAUGGGGACUUGGACUUUGAGCCGUCAGAGGGUCUAAACAUCUCCAGGGAAAAUCUGGUUUCCCCUUCCGAUGAUGACCCGUGGGAUCUUCUUCACGACACGAGCCCCGACAGUCCCCGGAUUUCAGCAGUUGUCGGAUAAAGUUACAGAUCCUCCGUGGCUUGACUGUUGAACCGCUGCUUUGCGCAAAGCCGACGCGCCAGCGUUUUCAUCAUAAAUAAGUGUUUUUAAGGACAUAUAUAUUUCAAAUCAAUUUCACGUGUGCAUUCUUAAAAAUAAAGGU